Miscanthus lutarioriparius is the source of this 669-nucleotide messenger RNA. The record is from the annotation of a GenBank genome assembly. NCBI's taxonomy places the organism in Eukaryota, Viridiplantae, Streptophyta, Magnoliopsida, Poales, Poaceae.
AUGGCCUAUGAUGGAGAUGAUGGACAAAGCCAGGAUUAUCUCUUCAAAAUUGUUCUGCUUGGGGAUUCCUCUGUUGGUAAAUCAAACUUGCUAGCAAGAUUUGCAAGGAAUGAGUUCUACCCAAACUCUAAGUCCACUAUAGGAGUGGAGUUCCAGACACAAAAGUUGGUAAUCGAUGGAAAGGAGAUUAAAGCUCAGAUAUGGGACACUGCUGGACAAGAGCGCUUCCGAGCAGUAACAUCUGCUUACUACCGAGGCGCUGUGGGAGCUCUUCUCGUCUAUGAUAUUAGCAGGCGUCAGACUUUUGAUAGUGUUGGUCGAUGGCUCAAUGAACUGCACACUCAUUCCGAUAUGAAUGUCGUCACAAUUCUGGUGGGUAACAAAACCGAUCUGAAGCAUGCACGUGAGGUGAGCACUGCGGAAGGACAAGCCUUGGCGGAGGCUCAGGGCCUCUUCUUCAUGGAAACCUCAGCUUUGGAUUCGUCAAAUGUUGCAGCAGCUUUCCAAACUGUCGUUAAGGAGAUCUACAGCAUACUAAGCAGGAAGGUGUUUCAAUCACUAGAGCAGAAGAAAAGCGAGCUGCAGUCGCUAAGCAACAGGAAAGCCGUGGUGCUGCAGGGUGAGGCCAACCAAACAAGCAGUGGUGGGAGGUGGUGCUGUUCCUCAUGA